CAAAUCUCAAAAGUCAAAAAAGGUGAUUAGUGCGUAUUUUGUGCAGCGAAGCCGCUUCUAAAAAGAAAGAUUUUUUAAAUAUCAAUUUAACUUUGUUCUUACAUGCUAUCAAUAAGAAACAAACUCAUUAAAAACAUCCAGUGUUCUGUGCUGUUUUCGUGUUCUAUUUGAGUCGACUAAAUCUAAAAACAAAUAUGGCAUCAUCAUCGAAUGAAAAUGGCAAUCUUAUGGAUGAAUUUGAAGAAGCAUUCCAAUCCUGUCUGCAUGCAUUAACCAAACAAGAAUCCAAUACCGGCAAUAAUAAAGAAGAAAUCGAGUUGGAAGUUCAAAAGACUACAAAUAAAUUCAUCGAUGUUGCCCGUCAAAUGGAAGCAUUCUUUCUACAAAAACGAUUCCUAGUUUCGACUCUCAAACCCGAUAUGCUAAUAAAAGAUGAAAACUUAGAGCUACGUAAUGAAAUUGCACGCAAAGAAGCUCUAAUAAACAAACAUUACAAUCGAUUGGAGGAAUGGAAGAAUUGUUUGUCGGACAUUCAACAACAACAGGGCUAUAAUAAAACACAAAUUCCAGGUCAGGGAGAAAUUCGUCCUGGUCAGCAAAUGGGCUACAUGAAUCCGAUGCCACCAAAUAUGCCAGUUCAAAUGGGAAUGACACAAAAUCAAUUGCAACAACAGCAUAUGCAAUCACAACUGCAACAACAACAAAAAAUGAUGCAAGCCCAGCAAAUGCAACAAAUGCAGCAAAACUAUGGAAAAAUGAAUAAGUCUAUGAAAUGACAGAAUUAAAGAAGAAGAUGUCUAGGAAGUAGUUUCCUGAAAAUAAAUAUUUUAUAGGAUAAGUUGAUGUAAUCAUUUUUAUAAAUUUAGUUAUACAUUAAUAAAAUCAUUCAUUGAUUUGAAA
Messenger RNA from Eupeodes corollae, 900 nucleotides. It is a transcript of the gene MED28, whose product is annotated as mediator of RNA polymerase II transcription subunit 28. Gene Ontology annotation, cellular component: mediator complex. The record is from RefSeq and is a predicted model, not a curated record. The transcript is spliced from 2 exons. The coding region runs from base 195 to 776 and encodes 193 amino acids. Lineage: Eukaryota; Metazoa; Arthropoda; Insecta; Diptera; Syrphidae.